This is a messenger RNA of Funneliformis mosseae, 1629 nucleotides long. NCBI's taxonomy places the organism in Eukaryota, Fungi, Glomeromycota, Glomeromycetes, Glomerales, Glomeraceae. The record is from the annotation of a GenBank genome assembly.
AUGUCGAGCAAAGUUUCUGCAAGUUCAUUAACUUCGCCACGACAAUUAAUUGAGUUCACAUUUUUAUUAUUAAAUUCUCCUAAAUUAAAUAGUUUAAAAAAUUUUAUAUUUAUUUUAGUGUUAUAUCGUUAUGGUUCCUUUUUAUUAAAUAAAAUUGCUGUUCAAGGAGUACGUCGUACCCUCGGAGAUAUUUAUCGUAUUAUUGGUGGUGCAAUUUUAAGAUUAAUAACGAGUGCACCUGGUGCGAGAAGUAAACUUCAAUCUGAAAUUAAUAAAGCCAUAACAGAAAUGGAAGCUAAAAUUGCCCCAAAAGAACCUGGCGUACCAAGAUAUCUUGCAUUACCUGAUGUUGGUUUUAAUGAUGCACAAUUAAGAGAUGAAUUAAAAAGAUAUCAGGAUAUGUCUAAUGAUAUAAAGUGGGAAGAAGGUCGGGUAUCUGGUGCAGUGUAUCAUGGAGGCGAGGAUCAUUCAAAAAUACUUAAUGAGGCGUAUUCAAUGUUCUCUGUAAGUAAUCCUUUGCAUCCUGAUGUAUUCCCUGGUGUAAGAAAGAUGGAAGCCGAAGUUGUCGCGAUGGUGCUUAACAUGUAUCAUGCACCUGAAAGUGCUGGAGGUACCACCACUUCAGGUGGUACAGAGAGCAUUUUUAUGGCAUGUAAAACAUAUCGCGAACGGGCAAGGAAAGAGAAAGGGAUUUCUGAACCUGAAAUGGUGGUUCCAGAAACUAUACACGCAGCGUUCGAUAAAGCAGCCGGUUAUUUAGGAAUUAAAAUUAUAAAAAUUCCAAUUGAUCCUAGCGAUUACCGUGUUGAUACCAAAGCUGUUAGCAGAGCAGUUAAUAAAAACACUAUCAUGAUUGCAGGUUCAGCACCAAAUUUUCCACAUGGAAUAAUUGACGAUAUUCCUACAUUAGCAGCAAUUGCCAAAAAAUAUGAUAUAGGAAUGCAUGUUGAUUGCUGUUUGGGUAGCUUUUUGGUGCCAUUUUUAGAAGAAGCAGGGUAUCCUGCUCAACCUUUUGAUUUCAGAGUCAAUGGAUAUGGGUUUGCACCUAAAGGUUCUUCAGUGAUCAUGUAUCGCACAAAAAGCCUUCGCAAAUACCAAUAUUUCUUUUGCCCUGAAUGGACAGGAGGAAUCUAUGCUUCACCCACAGUUGCCGGAUCACGCCCUGGUGCAUUGAUUGCCGGAUGCUGGGCAUCUUUAAUGAGAAUGGGAAAGCUUGGUUAUAUUGACUCCACAAAAAAGAUUGUAGGAUGCGCAAAAAAGAUUGAAACUGGCAUUCGCCAAAUGGAAGAUCUAUUUGUGUAUGGCAAACCACUUGUAUCGGUGGUAGCCUUCGGAUCAAAAACGCUCAAUAUUUAUGAACUUAGUGAUAAAAUGUCGGCUAGAGGAUGGAAUUUAAAUUCGUUGCAAAAUCCACCAGCACUUCAUAUCGCAUGUACACUGCUUACAGUACCUCAUGCAGAACAAUUUUUGCAGGAUCUUAAGGAAUCAAUUAAAGAGAUUAAAGAGUCUGAUCCAAAUAGAAAACUUUCCGGAAAUGCCGCCAUGUAUGGAAUGGCGGCUAGUUUACCGGACAAAUCGAUUGUAAAUGAGGUCGCUUGCGGAUACUUGGAUGCAUUGUAUUCCGCGUGA